GAUCUCAGGUCAAAAAUGAGGAAGAUUGAAGAAGUUAUUAGUUUAUACAGAAAAUAUGGCUGUCUAGCUGAACCAUUAAAGGGAUAUAUCUCGAAUCAAUCUAAGGGAGAUAAUCUUACUUUGAAAACUCAUUGGAAACAGACUGAUUUAGAAAGAAUAGAAAAUAUUAAAUUUAGCAAAAAUUAUAUUGUUAGAAAUGGUCGACCAUAUCAGUAUGAAGUUCAGUCUACAAAUAUUGUUACAGAAAACAAUGAACUUUGGAAUAAAGAAUCCCCGUCAGGAAGGUUGAAUGUCAUUAUCAGAAAUAUCACAACAAAGAAAGAAGAAGAAAAACAAUAUAUUGAAAUUUGGGAUGAUAGACAGAAAAUAAAGAAUUACAACAUUACUAGUCUAGAAAAACAUGGGAAAAUAUGUGAUCCAGAUGGACAGUUUGGAUCUGUAUGUUGGUCAGCAAGUGAGAAAAAUUUACUGUACAUUGCUGAGAAAAAGAAAUUGAAAACUGUUUCAUAUUUUGAUUCAAAACCAAACAAGGAUGAUAAGAAUGAAGAAGAAAAACCUGUCAAAGGACAAGAACAUGAUUACAUAGAAGACUGGGGUGAACAAUUGGUGGGUAAAACAUGUCCCGUUGUUUGUAUCUUAGACAUAGAUAAUGGUGAUGUAAAAGUUCUGGAUAACAUACUGGACAAUCAUUCUCUGGGACAGGCAGUAUGGGCACCAUCAGACUCGGGAGUGGUUUUCACUGGAUGGAAGAAUGGUCCAUACAGAUUAGGUCUAAUAUAUUGUCCAAUCAGAGAGAGUGCAAUCUACUAUUGGGAUACUGUAUCCAACAAAUGUGAAAGACUGAGUGAUGAUACCAGAUGCAGUGCACUGCCUAGAUUUAGUCCAGAUGGAUCAAAAUUAAUAUAUUUUGAUAAUGAUAUAGGAGGUCCACAUUACCAGUGUGCUAGACUGCUCAUGUGUGAUUGGCCAUCCAGACAGACAUCAGUGAUAGUGGAUAUAGUUAAAGAACCUACAGUUAAAAGCUUUCCAGGUUUCUAUGUAGCAUCAUUACCCACAAAGUGUUGGUCAGCUGACAACAGGAGGAUAAUUUUAUCAAGUUUUUGGAGAAGUUCUGUGGCUUUAGUAGUUGUUGAUGUAAAAGACAAAACUGUCACAAGGUUGAAAACAAAUGUAAAAGGUGAUGCAGUAUUGAUGGAUGUUUUAAUGGACAAACUUCUUGUAAAAUGUAGUGCCUUAAAUCAACCACCUUAUUUGGCUAUAAGUUCCUUGCCAGCUGCUGGACAGGAAGGGGAGAUUACUGUAUGUCCACUUGAUGAACCUAUACCUGUUCCUGGAAUAUCAUGGGAAGUUCAAACAUUCUCUCCAACAGACAGACCCCAUUCUAAAUUUGGAGCAUUGAACUAUGAAACAAUUCUAGUGAUGCCAGAAGUCUUGGAUGUUAAACCACCACUUAUUGUGUUCCCACAUGGAGGACCUCAUUCUGUCUUUACAGAAGGAUAUAUGUUAUACACUUCCUGUCUCAUUGCCAGUGGAUUUGCAGUUUUGUACAUAAACUACAGAGGCUCCUUAGGAUUUGGUGACAAUAAUUUAAGAUCAUUGCCAGGGAAUGUUGGUGACCAGGAUGUUAAAGAUUGUCAGGCAGCAGCAGAAGAAGUUGUUAGUUCUGGCAAAGUAAAUGGUGACAAGGUUGUAGUGUUUGGUGGCUCUCAUGGAGGAUUUCUUACAGCACAUUUGAUUGGUCAAUAUCCAAAAUUUUACAAAGCAGCCUGUUGUCGAAAUCCAGUGAUUAACUUAUCAACUAUGGUAGGAUCAACAGAUAUCCCUGAUUGGUCGUUCUAUGAAAGUGGACAUCCGUUUGACCACAAGGCAGCAUUAAAUGAGAAUAUAUUAACAGAUAUGUGGAGGAAGUCCCCUAUUAGAUAUAUUGAUCAGGUGGAAGCUCCUUGUCUAAUUAUGUUAGGUGCUGAUGAUUUAAGGGUACCAGUCAAACAGGGCAGAGAAUUUUAUAGAGGAUUGAAAGCAAGAAAUAAAUUAACAAGAUUGAUAUCUUAUGAAGGAAACAGUCAUCCCAUUAUAAAGACAGAUAGUCAGGCUGAUGCCUUCAUUAACAUGGUAGAAUGGUUCAAGAAAUAUCUGCAAUAAAGUGAACAGUUGUGUUUAAAUGACUUGAUACAAACUAUAACAUUUACCUUACAUUGUAAUGGUGCUUGCAGUCCUAGUUAUUAAGCAAGAGAAGUUAACAAAUUUGAUGUCAUACGGAUAAUGUGUGUUUCAUAAACAAUAUCAAGUUUAAACAUUUAUUCAGAUGUGAUGUUUUAAACAGACUACAGAUUUAAAUAUACUCAUAUAUUAAGACAAUUUAAAUUUAGAGUGAUUUUGAUCAAAUAAUUUACUGCUCAAAGUUCAGUAUCAGUUGAUAUUAUGUGAAUUAUAACUGAUAAUUGAUUUUAUGUAAAUUAUAAUUUAUAAUUGAUAAUUGAUGAAGGAAUACUACAAAAGAUAGAAUUAAAAUAAAAUGAUGCAUUUAUUAA
Molecule: messenger RNA, 2531 nt
Organism: Mytilus californianus (California mussel)
Lineage: Eukaryota; Metazoa; Mollusca; Bivalvia; Mytilida; Mytilidae
Product: acylamino-acid-releasing enzyme-like
Exons: 23
Coding region: 16-2142 (708 amino acids)
Biological process (GO): proteolysis
Molecular function (GO): serine-type endopeptidase activity
Source: RefSeq, a predicted model, not a curated record